Cylindrotheca closterium is the source of this 2700-nucleotide messenger RNA. The record is from the annotation of a GenBank genome assembly. NCBI's taxonomy places the organism in Eukaryota, Bacillariophyta, Bacillariophyceae, Bacillariales, Bacillariaceae.
AUGAGGGUAUCUAUAACAGAACAUGAGGAAUUGGAAGGCUUGUCGCUUGAAAAGAAGAGUGCUAGUGACAAGACUGGAGAUGCUCCUUUUCAACAGGGUUCCAAAAGAGAAAAGAGCAAGCUCAUCAAGAAUAACGAACAAGCGAUUAAGGAGUAUAGAACUAGCUUUGAGGGGGAGAGCUUCGUACAGAGAGCCAAGAGUCGAGGCAUGUCAAUGUUGACCAAACCUGUGCAACUGAAAAAUAUAGUUGGAGAACAGCUUGAUGCCUCGUCGGAAUUCGUCCCUCCCGUUUUCGCAAAGAGUGACGAGGAGGUUACAGCUAUCCAAAGCAGAAUCGUAGGCAGCAUCUUUUUCAAUGAUCUUGCAGAACAGGAAGAACGAGUACUCAUUGACGCAUUCGAACCAGUGACAAUGGCUGAAGGUGACAUUGUCAUAAGAGAAGGUGACAAGGGCGAUUAUUUUUACGUUAUUUUAGAAGGAAAAGUGACAUUUCUUGUGAAAGAAAAGAUCGUCGGGGAUUCUAAAGGUGGUUCCCAAUGCUUUGGAGAGCUUGCCUUGCUCUAUACAUCCCCUCGCGCAGCUACAGUACGAUGCGACUCUAGCCCCACCAAAAUGUUUCGAGUCGACCAAAAAACGUUUCGGUCGUUGCUACAAAAACAAAGUCAGGCCAAAGAAAGCGAAAAGAUGGGAUUGCUUCGAUCGAUUGACUUUUUUACAGACAUCGACGACAGAAGAGACUUGAAGAGAUUGAGUGCUGCAAUGAAACCCCGUGCCAUUUCUCCAGGCGAUCAGUUGACGAAGGCUGGUAUCCCCCUUGAUGUUUUCUAUAUAGUAGUGGAAGGCGAGCUAGAAGUCACCAACGUUACCUUUGGAACAACCAGGUUUGAAGACGUAAAAGUUACGAAGGGAUCUUACUUUGGGGAACGAGUGCUGUCUUCAGAUGAGCCCAUAUCCGCGAAUAUCACGGUCACCAAGGCUGGUAUGGUGUUUUACAUUGACAAACCAUCCUUCGAGAAAGUCAUGGGUCAAUUUUCCCGAGUCGUUCUGAGGGCACAAUAUAAAAGCGUUUUAGAAGAGGUCGAUUUACUCAUUGGGGCCAAAUUAAGUACAAUACAGUUUGAAGAUCUUGCUGAUUAUGUGGUCGACAAAGAGUUUAAGGCGGACGAAGUCAUCUUUUGUGAUGAAGAAGACACGGAAGCAGCGAUGUACAUCAUAAGGCGAGGAUCGGUCAAACUAACUGGGGAAGGCAUCCACGACAUCGUCAAGUCAGGGGGUUAUUUUGGGGAAUCGUUGUUGCUUCUUGACAAUAGGCAAGGGUCGAUGCCGAAAGGAAAGCUGACUCCUAGGUUUUCUGCAAAAGCGUUGGAACAGUGUCAUUGUGGGGUGUUGUACUUAUCCAAUUGCCGGUUCGUUUUUGACACGGGGACAAUUCCGGACCUACAUGGGGAAAACAGGUAUUAUCUAGACAACGUGGGGCUAACUGAUAGUGACGACGACGAUGAGGGUUUGUUUGGGGCUGCGCCAUCGUCGCUUACUCGUGAAACAACAAAACAAUGGCUUAGGAAUACCUCCAGUGAUUUAUUGCGAUCAGUAGUGAAGACAAAUGUUCAGCUAGCUGACUUGGAAAAGCAUUCCGUUUUGGGCGAAGGCCAAUUUGGUGAAGUUUGGCUUGUUUCCGCAGAUCUCUCAGAUCCUCAUAGCAAACAAUUCUUUGCCUUGAAGAGUCAACAUAAGGAGGACGAUAGCAGAGGUGAUUCAAUCGACUUCAUUAGACGUGAGAUUGACAUUCUUCAAGCUGUGGAUCAUCCCUUUCUCAUCACCUACGUACAUGAAUACGAUGAUCCAGACAAAAUUUACAUUCUGAUGCGGCUGGUCUAUGGUGGGGAGCUGUUUGAUGUCAUUCACUACAAAACCGAGAAUGGCAAGUGGAGUUCAGGAAUUCCAGAAGACCAUGCAAAGUUCUAUGCGAUGAUGAUUGCAGAUACGCUAGAGUACAUGCAUCGCAAGCAGUUUGUGUAUCGUGACAUGAAAGCAGAAAACGUUUUAAUUGAUAGAGACGGAUAUCCAGUGAUUUGCGAUUUUGGAUUUGCAAAAUAUGUCGAGGACUUGACGUAUACAAUGUGUGGUACUCCAAACUUUCUCUCCCCUGAGGCGAUCCUGCAGAAAGGCCACAACCACAGCACAGAUCAUUGGGCGCUAGGAGUAUUGAUCUAUGAAAUGAUAGCUGGUGAAAAUCCCUUUUUCUACGACGGUAUGCCGCAAAUGGAACUAUUUGAAGCUAUUCUACAAGACAGAUAUUAUCCUCUACCAGAUGAAGUGAGCGAUGAUGCCUUUGAGGUUGUUGAUGAACUUCUAGUGAAGGAUCCCACGCAACGGCUUGGUUCUCUGGCUGGUGGAGGAAAAGAUAUUAUCAACAAAGCAUGGUUCCGCGACUUAGAUUUAGUUGAGAUGAGACAGAAGAGGCAUAGAGCACCCUUCAUACCUCACAACAAAGAGCUAGAUGAAAAACUCAACAAAGCGGCGUCAUCAGCGCCGCCAAAAGAACGUCAAAGCGCAUCUCAUUCAGAAUUACCGGUCCCAGGCCCACCAGCAACUAUCACUACUUUCACUGACGGAGGCACUGUUAAAUUUGGAAAUGUUCGGAAGAAACGAGUGGAUUCUCUAUUGAAUGACUGCGAUAGUGACAGUGAUAGCGAUUAA